UUCUAGCAGGUUCUCCACGUUUGGCUCUGGUCUCCUCCUCCGGUUAGUGCGCGAGCGCAGUCUGGAAAUGGACUUCCGGUCGUGAGACGUGGCUGACACUGGAAAAUCUUUCAGCAGAGAAUUCGGGAGUCUGAGGGAGUGCUCCGUUUCUUCUACAGCAGUGCCUGGAUGGCAGGGUCAACCCGGAGUCAAAACUGUAGGAAUUUCAGCAAGGCUCCUCUAUUCCUUACAGCACCCUACAUGUUUCUUCCACAUGCAUUGCGGAGGUCUGGGCUGAUGAGCGCAGGACCCCAGAGCCCCGUCUUGGCAUUUGCUCUGCUGCUCCUUGGCGCCGCCCUCCUGGCGUCAUCCUUAGGCGGUAAGAUGAUGGCUCAGACCGCUGUGGCCCAGGCAAAGACUGCAGCUGCAGGACCAGGACCAUUACCUUGGAGCAUUAAGGACCUUCUAGACCUCCAGUACCUGGAUGAGCUGUUCUCCGUCGACAACCUAGAUGUUUGGUUCUGCUCCAUCUUGGGAUCGAUUGCCAUUGGACUCAGUGGUAUCUUUCCACUUUUAGUGAUACCCAUUGAAGCUGGAACAACUUUAAAAACUGAGGCUGGGUGUCAGAAGCUGAAGAAGCUGCUGAGUUUUGCCAUUGGUGGUCUCCUAGGCGACGUGUUUCUCCACCUCCUUCCUGAAGCAUGGGCUUACACUUCCAGUCCUGAUGGGUCCCACAGACACUAUCGUACGCAGGGUUUGUGGGUGAUAGGGGGUUUGCUAUCUUUUCUGAUCUUGGAGAAGAUGUUCCCUGAUGAAGACAGUGACCCAGAGAGCAGAGCUGCCUGCCAAAAAGCCAAAUCCUCUUCAACAGAUACAAGCACCAAGGUCUCUGUGUCACCACAAACAAAUGGCAUCUGCUCAAACAACAACUCCGACUCCAAGCCAAAGACUGACAUCAGCCCUUACACAGAGCCAGAGAAAAUAAAGACAAGUGGUUAUCUAAACCUUCUUGCUAACUGCAUUGAUAACUUCACUCAUGGGCUGGCAGUGGCAGGAAGCUUCUUAGUAAGCCGAAAGGUUGGUUUCUUAACAACGUUCGCUAUUUUGCUUCAUGAGAUCCCUCAUGAGGUGGGCGAUUUUGCCAUUUUGCUGCGAGCAGGCUUUGACCGUUGGAAAGCCACCCGUAUGCAGCUCUCUACAGCAUUAGGAGGAGUCCUGGGGGCGUGUUUUGCUCUUUGCUCCCAAUCACAGCAUGGGGCAGAGAAUGCCACUGCCUGGAUCCUGCCCUUCAGCUCAGGUGGCUUUAUCUACAUUGCCUUGGUCAAUGUGGUACCUGAUCUGCUGGAGGAGACCAACCCUAGGAACUCCUUUCUGCAGGUUCUGCUGUUAUUUUGUGGGAUUGCAGUCAUGGCUCUUCUCUCAGUCGUCAUGGACUAGCCACAGGCGAGCACUGCUUUGACGUUUAGUGUCGCCUAGCAUUGACUGAUGAUGGACUAUUCACUUCAGUGUUUCAGCUUUAAAUAAUUUAGACAUUUUUUGUCACCCCAAAGACUGUGUGAGGAAAGACCAAAUAAAGAAACAGCCUUGACAAUCAGGUGAGAUUUUACACAUAUCCUUCAAACACCGGGAACCGUCUGUGUCCAGAUUAAAUUCAGACUUAACUCAUGAUGCUUUAUAGGCACCAGCUGAAACUGAAGGGAAAUACAGGUUUGUGCAAACGGUGCUCAGAAAUAUCAGUAGUUGUUUUGGUUCAAAUACGCCAUCUAAGCUGCUCCUAUUUGGCAUUCUUGUUCAUAAUCAUGUUCCAGCCUGGUGUCAAUGCUCAGUAAGAUGAACCUGUUACUUUCCUUUGUCAGUAGGUUUCAUCACUGGGAUUUGCCUGACCUGUUGUGAAAUUGCAUGUGUGCAGUGUGUAAACACAUUCUUUAUUAAGAAACAGUGUAUAGGCAUACACCUACAUAAUCAGAUUGUUGAUGGUCAUCAUCAUUGCUUUUUUUUAAAAAAAAGCUCAUUUCACUCUACAUUUGCUCAAGACAUCCACGCUUUGCAUGAGUACAUAUUCCUCUUGCACAUACAUGACUGAAGACACUCCUGUCAAACACUUUUAAAAAUACUCAACAGGCCUUAUUUUCUUACUGUAUACUCUUGUUAUUGAUUAUAUUCUGAUAGCCACUACAUUGCUGCAUUUUUCAUUUUAAUUCUCUGAUUUUCUGUUUCUUUGUGGUCCUGGCAAAGCGAUUCAGAAUUUCGAGUGAUUUAGUCUAGGGGAUUGACAGAUUCAUAAGCAGACAGUUCUUUUACUCUAAUGACUUGGUGCCAUUUCAUACAUUUCGAUCAAAUUUUGAAGAAGAUAAUAAAAUAGUUGAUAAAUGGAUUGCCAGUUUUGUACAUGGAAUGUUACUGAAAGAAUGUUCUGAACGCAUCACUUGGCAGGUCAGUACGGUCUUUGCCAAAAUGUAAAUAUUUGAAAAGAGAUUAUAUAUAUUUAUUCUAUUAACAAUGUCAUGUUGAAAGAAAAAUGUAUAACUUUUAAGACUUGAGUCCUCCCAUUGUGUAGCUGAAAUAAAGAUAUGUUACUGUUUGAUUUAAA
Molecule: messenger RNA, 2569 nt
Organism: Pimephales promelas (fathead minnow)
Lineage: Eukaryota; Metazoa; Chordata; Actinopteri; Cypriniformes; Leuciscidae
Gene: slc39a13
Product: solute carrier family 39 member 13
Biological process (GO): intracellular zinc ion homeostasis; zinc ion transmembrane transport
Cellular component (GO): membrane
Molecular function (GO): zinc ion transmembrane transporter activity
Source: RefSeq, a predicted model, not a curated record